Paramecium tetraurelia is the source of this 1533-nucleotide messenger RNA. RefSeq lists its product as uncharacterized. Lineage: Eukaryota; Ciliophora; Oligohymenophorea; Peniculida; Parameciidae. The record is from RefSeq and is a predicted model, not a curated record. Gene Ontology annotation, molecular function: microtubule motor activity; microtubule binding; ATP binding. Gene Ontology annotation, biological process: microtubule-based movement; mitotic spindle organization. The transcript is spliced from 5 exons.
AUGAAAUCUCAAUUCGAAGUAUACCUCAGACUGAAGCCUUCCAACAAAAGCUAAUCCUAAAAUGCGAUGCAAUACUAAAUAUAUCAAAAUAAGAAAUUACAAGUAUUAUUGCCUAAACAUGUUAAAUUCGGGUUGAUUAACAACAGCAGAGACAAUUUGGAUUUCAAUUUUACUCAUGUUUUCGAUCAAAAAUCAAGUUAAGAACACGUUUUUACAAAUGUCACUACUCCUGUAAUCAAUAGUUUUUUGGAUGGCUAUAAUGCUACUAUUUUUGCAUAUGGCUAAACAGGAUCAGGCAAGACUUAUACAAUGAGUGGAGCUGAAACAUGGUAGUUGAGAGGUAUUAUACCUAGAACACUCUCUUAUAUUUUUGAUGAAAUCGAUAAAAGAAAUAAAUUUGAAUAUAAAAUCUAUAUUUCAUUCAUGGAGAUAUACAAUGAAAAUGCUUAUGAUUUAUUAGAGAAAAAACAUUUAGAAACUCCCCUAGAAUAAUGGAAUAAAAUAGCAUUAUAUGAAGAUGAUUAGAACAAUAUUCAUUUAAAAAACUUAUCAAUUCAUUAAUGUAAUAAUGAACAAGAAGGAAUCGAUUUGCUAAUGAUGGGAAAUUUUAUUAGAUAAGUCAGUUCUACUCCUAUGAAUUAAUCAAGUUCCAGAUCUCACUGUAUUUUUACAGUAACUCUUGAAGGAUAUGAUACCACAAGUGAGACUUGCUUUGUUAGCAAAUUACAUUUAGUUGAUUUAGCAGGAUCAGAAAGAAUUAGUAAAUCUUAAGUAGAGGGUAAUUUAUUGAACGAAGCAAAAUACAUCAAUUUAUCUUUAACUUACUUAGAAUAAGUUAUUAUAGCUUUAAAUGAAAGAAUGAAGGGAGCCAAUAGAUAACAUAUCCCAUAUAGAAACUCUCUGAUGACCACAUUGCUAAAAGAUUCUCUGGGAGGUAAUUGCAAAACUGUGAUGAUUGCUACAAUUAGUUCUGAGAAUGAUAACAUCGAAGAAUCAUUAUCCACUUUACGAUUUAGUCAAAGAGUGGGACAACUAGAAAAUGAGAUAAGGCGAAAUGAAAAAGUAGAUUUGGAAGCUGUUGUAAAACGACUAGAGCAAGAAAAACUCGUUCUCAUAAGGGAAUUAGAGUAAUAUUAAAGAGGAGGGGCAUCCACUUCAAGCAAUAAAAAGAUUUAAUCACAAUAAUAAAAUCUAUUACCAUAAUCAAAUGGAACACCUAUUAGUUAAAAAGAUAUUUAAGAAAAAGUUGAACUUUAUCUUAAUGAAAGGAUUCCAAUGUUGGAUGUAAAGAGCAUAGAGGAAACACAAAAGUGCUUUGAAGCAAUGAAGGAUCUCUAUAAUACAAGAAUGAAGGAGUAUGUUACAGAACUGACAUUCAUCUCUGAAAAGUUACAAAAAUAUGAUGAAAUACUAACAAGAAAGAAAGAACAGAGUUCCUUCCUUGAAUAAAAAGAGAAUAGUUCUCCUGAAGCUGAAAUUUAUAGAAGAAACGAGUCUCCACAAAUAACAUUUAAAAAAAGGGCAAAUUAGUGA